Messenger RNA from Alternaria ethzedia, 1095 nucleotides. RefSeq lists its product as uncharacterized. The coding region runs from base 1 to 1095 and encodes 364 amino acids. The transcript has 4 exons. Lineage: Eukaryota; Fungi; Ascomycota; Dothideomycetes; Pleosporales; Pleosporaceae. The record is from RefSeq and is a predicted model, not a curated record.
AUGCCAUUGUGCGAUCUUUGCCAGUCGGUCGACGUCCUCGACAUCCCUAAGCUACCACCCGAUUACAAGAUCCAUACUGUCACUCGACGCGACUACCCGUGCCUAGUCCAAAUCAGUAGCCAAACUCUCAGGGACCUCUGGAAGAACAAGCAAGACUGUCCACAGGAUCAAGAACCUAUCGGCAUACCCUUCCACCAAUCUAUCGAUGACCUCGAAAACGCCGCUGCCGAUGAUUGUCCAAUCUGCAAGACCGUACAGCGCGAUGUCGCGCAGUUCCAAUCCGAUUUCAGUGGGGCGAAGAAGGAACCUGGAAUUCGUGCCGAGCGUGGCGGAGGACCGGAUUGGAAGAUGUGUCUCGCUAGGGGUGUGAAUGAUACCGGGGGUUUCAUGGUGGUGUCGGUCGAUACAAAGUAUUGGUGUCAGGUUUGGGUCGUUGCUGCUGUGGGGUUGUGUGCUGAUUCACUGAGUUAUGUCUGGGGUGAGACAAGCCCGUUCGCAACCACACGUGCCAAUAUCGAAGCCAACAAGAGGGGUAUCGAUACCGACCAGCUCCCAAAGACGUUUCAGGACGCCAUCCUCAUAGCCAGGGAAAUGGGAAUCGGAUAUCUAUGGAUCGACUCCCUCUGUAUCUGCCAAGACGACUCAGAAGACUGGUCACGCGAAACAUCACGCAUGGCCUCCGUCUACUCAAACGCCUACAUCAUGCUCUCCGCAACCGGUUCUCCCUCCUCCACAUCCGGGUUAUCCAUAUUCUCUCCCAACCGUCCAGCACCGAUCUACUCCCCUUUCGAAUACACAACCACAGAUGGUAUCAAAGGAACUCUCCACGCCUUCUCCUCCUCCCGUGAAACAGCCGCAAAGCCCUCCUGGGCCGGAAACAACGCAAUGCUAAAGACCGAACCACUCAGCCAACGCGGCUGGGCGUUGCAAGAACGCUGGCUCGCACCGCGUGUGCUGCAUUUCGGCACGGAGCAGAUGUUCUUCGAGUGCUACUGUUCUUUCCUGAGCGAGCAGGGUUUCUACCUGCCAGGGCGAGCUGGUCCUGGGCCGCCAUCGACGGGCCGUUCGGCCUCUUCAGCCCGAAUUCAGGUGUAG